Messenger RNA from Vicia faba (fava bean), 867 nucleotides. NCBI's taxonomy places the organism in Eukaryota, Viridiplantae, Streptophyta, Magnoliopsida, Fabales, Fabaceae. The record is from the annotation of a GenBank genome assembly.
AUGGGUUUCAUCGUUUUUCUAAUUUCUUCGCUAGCAGAAUGUGAAAGAUUACCUUUUGAUUUACCAGAAGCAGAAGAAGAAUUAGUAGCUGGUUAUCAAACAGAAUACUCAGUUCUUUACUUGGGCGGUUCAAAUAUCUCUAUUCCGUACAUAUUUGUUUCUGAAUUUUUUGAAAUAAAUAAAACAUACGGAGUUUUUGGAACUACAAUUGAUCUCUUUAUUACAUUAGCUAAAAGCUAUUUUUUCUUAUUUGUUUCUAUCAUAACAAGAUGGUCUUUGCCUAGGCUAAGAAUGGAUCAAUUAUUAAAUCUUGGAUGGAAAUUUCUUUUACCUAUUUCUCUCGAAAGAAAUAAAACAAAACUAUUCAUAGAUAUUUACGAUAUGUUCCUUAUGGUAACUGGGUUCAUGAAUUAUGGUCAACAAACAGUCCGAGCUGCAAGGUACAUUGGUCAAAGUUUCAUGAUUAUCUUAUCUCACGCAAAUCGUUUACCUGUAACUAUUCAAUAUCCUUAUGAAAAAUUAAUCACAUCAGAACGUUUCCGCGGUCAAAUCCAUUUUGAAUUUGAUAAAUGCAUUGCUUGUGAAGUAUGUGUUCGUGUAUGUCCUAUAGAUUUACCCGUUGUUGAUUGGAAAAUGGAAACGGAUAUUAGAAAGAAACGAUUGCUAAAUUACAGUAUUGAUUUCGGAAUCUGUAUUUUUUGUGGUAACUGUAUUGAGUAUUGUCCAACAAAUUGUUUAUCAAUGACUGAAGAAUAUGAACUUUCAACUUAUGAUCGUCAUGAAUUGAAUUAUAAUCAAAUUGCUUUGGGCCGUUUACCAAUGUCAAUAAUUGAUGAUUAUACAAUUCGAACAAUUCAAAUCAAAUAA